Messenger RNA from Lytechinus variegatus (green sea urchin), 510 nucleotides. RefSeq lists its product as uncharacterized. The transcript has 2 exons. The record is from RefSeq and is a predicted model, not a curated record. Lineage: Eukaryota; Metazoa; Echinodermata; Echinoidea; Temnopleuroida; Toxopneustidae. Bases 16 to 510 code for a protein of 164 amino acids.
GGUUUGUCUUCUGAGAUGACUUCUAGAAUGUGGACUUGUGUCAGAUCUUUCACCUCACUGAAGCAUCUUACCAUCUCAGACUCAUCUCUCAGUUUCCCUCCAUCACCUCCUGAGCCGCUACCAUCGGUCACAAAACUAUCAGUCAAUAGAGUGACGUCACAGUGCUACGAAGGUCUGAUAUCAUCGCUCCCUGGUUUAGUAGAUAUUGAUAUCACUGUCGAUGACGCAGAGGGAGACAUAUCCCAUAUCACUGCUGGUAUUUAUCGGACUGGAGGGCAGAAACUUACAAGCAUCCAUCUUUGUGGUCCAUCUUCACUUUCACCAGAGAGGAGCCGUGUAUCGAGCGAGACAAUAAAAGGACUGGGUCUGGUCAUCAAAGAACAUACACAGAACCUGAAGAAGCUCCAUCUGCGAUGGCUGAAGUGUACAGACGAGGGUGACUUUGUUUACCUAAUGGAGUGCUGCAGACGUGUGAAGACCAUGAGAUACGUUUCUAUCGCUAUGGUGUGA